AUGCCAUCCAACGAAUCCCUUCACGAUGUGACUAUCAAUAUAGACCCCGGUCAAUAUGCAUUCAAGGAGCGUAAGCUCCGAGUCGUCUGCAUAGGGGCCGGUUUCUCCGGCCUAAUCCUCGCUCAUAAACUGAAACAUGAGGAUCCGCUUGAUUUUGUGCAUUUUACCAUCUAUGAAAAGAAUUGUGAAGUUGGAGGCGCAUGGCUCGAGAAUGUUUAUCCGGGUGUUGGAUGCGAUGUUCCUGCCCACAGCUAUGUCUUCCCAUUCGAGCCAAAUCCGAACUGGUCCAAGUGCUAUGCUGGUGGUGCCGAGAUUGAGAAAUACAUUGUCGACACUGUAGACAAGUAUGGAUUGAAAGAUCCGAUCGUGUUUGAUACUAAGCUCGUCAAGUCCAUUUGGAAUGAGGAGCGAGGAAAAUGGGUGCUCGAGCUCAAACAGAAUGACAAGGCUAUACAUGAUGAAGCGGACAUUCUCAUCAAUGGUUCUGGUAUUCUCAAUCAGUGGAAAAUGCCGAACAUCGUCGGUUUGGAUCAGUUUGCUGGCAAGCUUGUUCACACGGCUGCUUGGGACAAGACGUAUGACUGGACUGGGAAGAAUAUUGCUCCCAAGGCCGCAAGGAUUGUCAACUAUAUUCGUCAUCCGACCUGGGCGUCGGUCAAUCUCUGUCCCGACAUCACGAAGGAUGGAAGUGGAACAAACUUCGAAUAUAGCGAGGAGGAGAAAGCGAAGUUCCGAGAAUAUCCCCAGUCAUUCCUGGACUACAGGAAACGAGUUGACUGCUCUGUCAACACCGUCUACCGACUGACGUUAUCUGGCUCGGAGCACAAUCAAAUGCUAUUUGACGCGAUUUUGGGGCUUAUGCGCCAGCGUCUGAGUGAGAAUCCCGACCUGAUUGACAAACUUAUCCCGAAGUUCGAAAUUGGAUGUCGCAGACUGAGUCCUGGUGAUGGAUAUCUCGAAGCGCUGCAGCAACCAAAUGCUGAAUGGUGCUUUGAAGGAAUUGAGGAGUUUACCAAGACCGACAUUCGCACGGCAGCGGGUGAAGAGGAGUUUGACUUGAUUGUCUGCCCAACUGGCUUUGAUACCACAAUCAUUCCCGGGUGGGAGCUGGUGGCUCGAGAGGGUGGACGGUUUGAUGUGGAGUGGAAGAAGACACCCGAGGCAUACUUCUCUAUUUGUGCCGGAGGAAUACCAAACUACUUUAUGUUCAAUGGACCCAACUGUCCCAUUGGCCAGGGCAGCGUACCCCAGAUGAUCAGUUGGACUGCUGAUUACAUGCUGAAAUAG
This is a messenger RNA of Penicillium samsonianum, 1287 nucleotides long. Its product is annotated as flavin-containing monooxygenase. The record is from RefSeq and is a predicted model, not a curated record. The coding region runs from base 1 to 1287 and encodes 428 amino acids. The transcript is spliced from 3 exons. NCBI's taxonomy places the organism in Eukaryota, Fungi, Ascomycota, Eurotiomycetes, Eurotiales, Aspergillaceae.